GUCUCAAUUGCAUUCCAGCGCGCGUUCGGUACGGAUACGGUUUCUCGUUUACGGCGGACAAAAGAUACAGAUACGGAAACAGCAGCGCCAAUCGGAUUAAUUGCCACAUUGGAUUAUCAGUGAGAAAGUGAAUGUGAAAGUGAGAGAAUUCUUUUUGAUAAGUGGCAUUAUACAAUUGAAAACCCUGAAAAGUGAUUGCAAACAGUUCCUAAACUAAUUAUUGUUUAAUAUUUAUUGUGAGUGAAGAAGAUUUCGUUAAAUCUAAAAUUCCAAGUCGAUUCCAAUAAGAGCCCAUAAAUCUUAUAUAACAACAGGAAUACUUAAAUCAACUUAAGGAUGCCCACCCUGCGAGAACUGGCUCUCCCAACGGAAGGAGAUCAGGUGGAGCUGCCAACGCCCCCGCUCCCGAUAAAUCCACCUCCCAAGAUGCUGGCCAAUGGCAUCGUGUAUGGGUUCCGCACGCGUCACCUGUCCUGCAUCGAGGAGAACGACUCGGACUCGCUGCACGGAUCGUCCAUUCCACACGCCUACGACAUGAUGCAGCAGGCGGACGAGACCUUCCAGAAGUUGAAUGCCAACGAGGAGGAGGACGAGUCGGGCAGCGAGGAGGAGGAGGGAAUGGAGAACCUGGACGACACCAUCGCCAUGAUCGAUGAGUCGCGUCUCCUGGAGGCCGACUAUCUGGACGAACUGGUGGCCGAGGAGCAGCUGCAACAGCAGGAGGAGGAGGAGGAGGAGGAAUCCUCGGAUCUGGUGGAUUCCGGAAAUGUGGAGGAGGACUUCUGGCAGCCAAGCUUCAAUCGGAAUGAUAUCAUGAUGACCUCGGUCUAUGGAGCUCUGAAUGGUUCUCUAACCAGCGAGAUAUCGUCGACUGCUCCGCCGGGUUACUCCGAGUGUGCCACGCCCAGAAAGGAGGCGGAUCCCGUUUAUGCCACACCGGAAAAGCGAAGAGCCAGCAAUCGGAGUUUCGACUCCACUUGUGCCUCGCUCACCAGUUCCUUGUAUGGGGGAUCCAUGAACUCCUCUCUGGAUUUGAAGUACGCAUCCUUGAACGGUGGAGAUUCGGGUGGCAUCAGUGGAACCAGCACCCUGAGGGGCACUUCGGUGCCUCCUUUGGACAUAUCCAUGAUGUCCAGCGAUGGGGUGAGUGCCCUCGAUUGGGGAUCGGCCAGUGUGAGCUGUGUCCUCGACUCCGGCGAAGGGAAUCCCGCCGAGGAACUCAACGAGGAGAUGGCCGCCAAGUGCCUCAUUGCAGCAGAAAGUGAUCUCCAGUCAAUUCGACGUCUCCUGGAGCACGAUGCCAGUGGAUCCGUGUGCCCCUCCUGCCGCAUAUCCUUCGACAAGGGAAAGAGACGGAAACUGAUCGACACCUGCGGCCACGAGCGCUGCUAUUCCUGCAUGUUCCGCAACGAUCAGUGCCCCAUGUGCAUGAACAGCUCGCUGAAAGAUGUUGAUGGCGCCAACGCUCAGGGCUACGACACCGGAAUCGGUGGAUCCACAUCGACGAUUGUGAGUCCACUCGGAUCUCCGCAGCCGCAACUCAGAUCGCAUGCGCAGCGGAACGCGGCUCUGGCGCGCUACAUGCAGCAGCACCGCCAGGAGUCGCAGUCGCCGGAUUACCACCACCGCUACGCGAGCAAUGGCAAGCUGCCCCGGGCUGUGGCCUCGGCGAAUGGCAAUGGAUAUUCCACCGGCACCACGCAAACGGUCACCGUGGAUGUGCACCACCACAACCACCUCGGCGGUGGUGGUGGUGCGGCCAACGUUGCCUCCGCCGCUGGCAAGCAGAACGGCAAUGGAAUUGGUGGCCACAGUCGCAGCAACAGCCUGAGCCACAACAUCCAUGCGGUGGCCUACAGCGAACUGAGUGCCGCACCACCGGCCUUUGCCACACCGCCGACGCGUAGGCGGUUCUUCAACCACAAGAAUCUGCGGAGUGCCCUCACUGGAGGAGGCAAUGGUGGAUCAGGAGGUGGAGGAGGAGGUGGAGCAGCCGCUGGAGGAGUGGGCGGCGGCCAUCGACGCACUGCCUCCAAUGGAGGUUGUCCCAUUGACACGGCAUCAAUCCUGUCCGGAGAUCAUCCCCAUCAGCAUCAUCACCAGGACAUCCAGACGGAGGGCAAGGAGUCGAAUGCCCUGAACACAUCCACCUGUUCGGAUUCGGCGGUCACCAGGCGGCGAAGGAAGAACGUGAGCAAUCACAACCUGAAGACCUCCGCUCGCCACGGAGCGAGUAGCGAGAAUAGACUAAACAGGCUCAGUUUGGCCGGAACCUCAGUCUAUGCGGGCCACUUGUCCUCGCUGGUCUUCGGCAAGAUCAAGUCCCUGUGGAGCGUCAACUCCUCCAACUCGAGCGAGGCGGGAUUGAACCAACUAGCAGGAAGCGACGCCCUUGACCACCACUCCUCUCUCCUGAACGAGAAGCUGCAGAAGGACCAGCUCCACGCUCGCCUCGGCCUGCUGCUCAACGAUCCAGGCAGCAACGGGUGCAAUGGGAACAGCAGCAGCAGCGGCAGCGGAUGCGAACCCAUCUCGGCGCACUCCACCACGAGCACCACCAGCAGCAGCGGAGUGGGAGCAGCGAGCACCACCACGAGUGGCUCCUCGCAGAACGUCAGCCCGGAGCAGACGCUGGCCAGCGGAGCCGGGAUGCUGAGUGGCAGCCAGUUGUCGGUGGCCACCAGUCACGGCGUCAAGGAGGAUGCACUGAGUCUGUGCGGCAAAUUCAAGGCGGGCUGCUCCAUGUUGCACGUGUACGAGGCACUGCCAAGCAAGAGCCGCAAGGGAAACGCAAGGAGAUCGACUCGCGGCCAGCAGGGAUCCAGUUCCACAUCCUCCUCCGCAGCAGCAGCAGCAGCUGUGGGAUCCCGAGUAACUGCCUCCACUUUGGCAGCGGUUCAGCUAGCGCUAAAGCCUCUGUUCUUCGAGGUGCCGCUGCAGGAACCGGAUCCACCGUACGUGGGUCGCCAGUGGCUGGUGCAGCAGCUCUCGAACAUCCUGCUGGGAACGGAGACGCGGGUGGUGCUCAUCAAUGGACAACCGGGCACCGGGAAGACCGCCUUCUGCCUCCAGCUGGUGGAGUAUUCCUGUUUCGGCCGGCGGCAAAUGCAGGAGGAUCCCGAUGGCAUCUACAGCCAACUCCAGUUGGGUGCCCAUUGCGAACGCAUGCGGGGAUUGGCCUCCCACAUGGUGGGCUACCACUUCUGCCAGGCGGACGCCAAUCUCACCUGCCAGGUGCCCGAUUUCGUCCACUCCCUGGCCGCCCAGUUGUGCCAGGCUCCGCAGCUCACCGCUUACAGGGAUUACCUGCUGUCGGAGCCGCAUCUCCAGGACAUUCUCAGUGUGCGCGAGUGCAUCGCGGAUGCGGAGCGGGUGAUGAAGCUGGCCAUCCUGGAGCCACUGGCCCAGCUGCAUCGGGCUGGCAAGAUACCCGCCAAGGUGGCCGUCAUCCUGGUGGAUGCCCUGUGCGAGGCGGAGUACCAUCGACCCGAUCAUGGACACACCAUUGCCAGUUUCCUGGCUCAACUGACGCCGCAUUUCCCGGCCUGGCUGAAACUGGUGGCCACCGUGAGAACCCAAAUGUUGGAGCUGGUGAAGGCGCCCAGCUACACGCAGCUCACGCUGGACAGUUGGGCCAGCAGCCAGGCCCUGCAGCAGGAUAUGCUGGACUACAUUGGAGCCAGACUGGCAGACAGUCCCGAAAUCCGGAUGAACAUCGGUGGCGGUGGAGGCGGAGGUCAGAGUUCGCAGUCGGGUGGCCAGCCGCAGACGAAGUUCGUCUCGCAUCUGCAGUCGCUGAGCAGGGGAUCCAUGCUGUAUGCCAAGCUCAUCCUGGAUCUCAUUGCCCGCGGCCAGUUGGUCAUCAAGUCGUCCAGCUACAAAGUGCUCCCCGUUUCGCUGGCUCAGAUCUUCUUGCUGCACUUCAAUCUGCGCUUUCCCACCGCUCGCAGUUUUGAGCAGGCUGCUCCCAUCCUGAAUGUCUGCCUGGCUGCCUUGUAUCCCCUGACUCUGGACGAGAUCUACUACAGCAUGGAGGCACUGGGUCAUGGCAGAGAGUCGCUUAGCUGGCCGGAUUUCAUGCAGCGCUUCAAGCUGCUGGAUGGCUUCUUGAUCAAGCGGCUGGACAACACGUACAUGUUCUUCCACAGCUCCUUGCGGGAGUGGCUGAUGCGACGAGACGAGGGCGAGUCCAACAAGUUCCUCUGCGAUGCCCGGCUGGGUCAUGCGGCCAUCGCCUUCCGGUUGUCCCGCCUGCAGGCUCCGCUGUCUCCGCAACUCACCCUGGAACUGGGUCACCACAUGCUCAAGGCGCACUUGUAUGGGGGAACCAGCUUGACUCUGCUUUCCCCCAGGGAUCUGCAAUCCUAUUGGUUGGCCGGAGCGGCGGACAACAUCUCCGCUUCGCUAGGCGCCCUGCGCAAUGUGUACAGUCCGAAUUUGAAGGUCUCCCGUUUGGUUCUCCUGGCGGGAGCUUCUCCGAACCACCGAACGGAUUACAUGGGCGGAGCUCCGAUCCUUUGCAUAGCUGCUCAUGAGGGUAUAUUACCCAUGGUCAGUUUGCUCCUGGAGUUCGGUGCUGAUGUGGGACUGACCAACAGUCAGGGGUGCACUCCCCUGAUCCUGGCCGCCAUGCGUGGCCACUGUGAUGUGGUGCGUCCACUGGUGGCCGCUGGCAGUAGCCUUGGCCAGUUGGAUAUCACGCAACGCUGUGCCUUGGUGCAUGCCGCUCGGAUGGGUCACCUGAGUGUGGUGAAGUACUUGCUGGCCUGCGACUGGUCGCCGCGUCCUCACUCCCAGGACGUCACCAGAUCGGUGGCCCUGCAACAGGCGCUGAUUGGAGCCGCCGCGCAGGCGCACUGCAAGAUCCUCGAGGAUCUGCUGGAUCUCAACGAGUCCGAGUUCGAUCUGGAUGUGAAUGGCAUGGAGCCGAGCAGCGGUGAACUGGCGCUGACUGCCGCCGCCCGACAUGGUUGCGUGGAUGUGGUGGCCAUCCUCUUGUCCCGCGGCGCACAGAUCGAUGCGAGGAAUCGUCAGGGCUACUCGGCUCUCUGGCUGGCCGUCAAGGAGGGUCACUGGAGUGUGGUGGAGCAUCUGCUGCAACGUGGUGCCCUUUUAGAUGAACCUUUGGGACAAACCCGGAAGACACCACUGAUGAUUGCCGCGGAGGAGGGACAUCUGGAGCUGGUGGAACUGCUGCUGGCCAGAGGAGCUGCCCGGGAAGCCCAGGAUCACGAGGGAUUCACGGCGCUCAGCUGGGCCUGUUUGCGUGGCCACUUGGCGGCGGCCAAGACGCUCAUUGAACACGGCUGCAAUCGCCACCACGAGGAUCACAAUGGACGCACUGCCCUGGAUUUGGCUGCUUACCAGGGCGCUGCCAGUCUGGUUCUGUACAUCCUGGAUCAGGGUGGAAACUUGGAGCACAUCGAUGUGCACGGAAUGCGGCCACUGGACAGAGCCAUUGCCUGUCGAAACAUCCAAGCCGUGCAGGUGUUCCUGCGCAAGGGAGCCAAACUGGGACCCACCACGUGGAGCAUGGCCAUGGGCAAGCCGGAAAUCCUGGUGGUGCUGCUCAACAAACUGCUGGAGGAUGGCAAUGUGCUGUACAGGAAGAACCGCUUCCAGGAGGCCGCCCAUCGGUAUCAGUAUGCCCUGCGCAAGAUCUCUGGAUUGGAGCAGUUGCUCGAGAGGAAUGCCAUCUUCGCCCAGCUGCGGACCAAUCUGCUGCUGAAUCUGUCGCGCUGCAAGCGAAAACUAAAUGAACUUGACGCCUCCAUAGAUUUGGCCACGCAGGCAAUUGCCCAGAAGCCACAUAGCUACGAGGGAUACUACGCCAGGGCAAAGGCGCGCAUGGAACUGGGAGCACUGAACGAGGCGCUGGUGGACGCCAAUGAGGCGAUGCAGCAGGCGGCACAGAGCGGAGUCCUCUGCGAGGUGGUCGAGGUGCUGAAGCGCAUCCAGACCGAGCUGCUCACCCGGAUCUCCAUGAGCAACGAGGAUCCAGCCGGACGGAUGUCGAAUAUCGGCGGCGGAGCAUCCGGUGUCUAUGAAUCUCACCACGAGAUCACCGAUUUGUAAAUGUCGAUUGUUGUGUAGUGUUGUACUCGUCGUGAACCCUUCGAAUUAAUCGCUAUCCUAACUUAAGCGCUACCCUAGACCUUAAUUUUUGCUAUUUAUUGCCUUCGAAUGUUUUUUUUAAUUUAAACACGACACUCUUUUUGUAAUUUUCUUUAAAGUUGUCUUUUAAUAGUUCAUACGCAUGUAAAGUUGUAGUUUUAAAAACAUAUCUAUCGUAAGCAUCAGUUCUUAUAAAUAACAAAUAUAUAAAGUAAAUGCGAAUUUUAUUAAGAUUAAAUAAAAACAACCUUUUUAAAAAAUUUA
Drosophila ficusphila is the source of this 6378-nucleotide messenger RNA. RefSeq names its product protein TANC2 (gene rols). NCBI's taxonomy places the organism in Eukaryota, Metazoa, Arthropoda, Insecta, Diptera, Drosophilidae. The coding region runs from base 337 to 6075 and encodes 1912 amino acids. The record is from RefSeq and is a predicted model, not a curated record. Gene Ontology annotation, molecular function: protein binding. The transcript is spliced from 8 exons.